Pyrenophora tritici-repentis Pt-1C-BFP is the source of this 405-nucleotide messenger RNA. RefSeq lists its product as uncharacterized. NCBI's taxonomy places the organism in Eukaryota, Fungi, Ascomycota, Dothideomycetes, Pleosporales, Pleosporaceae. The record is from RefSeq and is a predicted model, not a curated record.
AUGAGUGCCAACGCCCCCAUUCUGUCGCCACCACCAUCAACGGUUACCCUAUCUCCUAUCCAACUGCACAUCCUAAAAGUCCUCGACGCCGCUUCCAGAGACCGCUAUAUCUCACCGAGAAAAAUCAUCCGCCUCGCCGAGAGCAUCCUCGCACUCGCAAAGCUACAUGGUGGUACCGUAAGGCGGGGAGAAGAUAUCUCAAUACUAUUCUUAACAGAUCCGGACGAUGGCAAGAACCGGAGAAUUGUCGUACUACUGCAUAACUCAUCCAGUAAAGAGCCUAGACAUGUGGCCGGCUCUUCUGUGGUGAUUGCAACUGCAAACUGGGCGUUUGACCGCGAAUCACCCUGGGACGCAGUAAACAGGGCAGUGGACCGCGCUUUAGAACGUAUGUCCGUAGUGUGA